This is a messenger RNA of Aspergillus chevalieri, 522 nucleotides long. RefSeq lists its product as uncharacterized. Bases 1 to 522 code for a protein of 173 amino acids. Lineage: Eukaryota; Fungi; Ascomycota; Eurotiomycetes; Eurotiales; Aspergillaceae. The record is from RefSeq and is a predicted model, not a curated record. The transcript is spliced from 2 exons.
AUGCCGACAGGUAUUGGGCGCGUGUUGCUGUCAAGUGGCUACACGAUGUGGAAUAACAGAGUCGCCGAUUGGGCUUUUGUCCAGAUGUUCGACAAUGUCACUCCCCAACCGUUUACUUUCCCUAAAAUCCCGUCCUCCCAAAACCCCUCGAAAUUCAAACUUGGUCUGAACUAUAAUGAGGGAGCACCGCUAGCUGGAUUUGGUGAUUUGAAAGCAAACGAAUGGUACUGCAAAGUCGGGAAACCAACGGGACUCAUUGGCGGUAUUUGCAAAGGAGUGCAGGUGCCAUGCUGUUGGAAUGCGGUGGAGGAAUACGCGAUUGUGGACCAGGUGGGCGACUACACACAGACAGACCUCUGUAAGCCGGGUGAUUCCGAUUCUGUGCUACUGGACCGCCGGGGUCGAAUCCGUGAUUUGCUUUACAGGUUCACAUACACAUAUGCCGGAAUCGACCUGAAUGUCUACGCUGGCCUGGCCAUAACAAUGUCGGAUGGGAAGGAGACAAUCAAAAUCGAGUCGUGA